AUGCCCGACCAGCAGCGCCGCUCAUGGCACCAGCCUGAAGUUACUAAUCUGUCCCCCGACUCGUAUACGGCCCAGAAACUGGAACAUGCGACAGCUGAACAUCUGCACCUCACCUCGAGGCGCUACUUCAUCGGUCCUAUCCCGACAGCAUGGCUGAGCAAACACCGGCGCGACUGGUAUAAGCACCACCUCCGAAUCAACUACUCGACGCGCACUGCGACCUUCUCUUCGGAUCCACGCGAGGCGCGCCAACGACGGCUGAGUGGCCUCGAAGGCCCCAGUUCCUCUGCCCUCUUCCAACAUAGUUUCCCCCAGCCCGAAGAACUCGAAGCAGAGGAGGAAGAUGGCGCGCAGGAUUUGGAAGCCAGCGGGGCCAAUGGCGCAACAGAUGCCACGGCGGCGACCCCACCUACCUUACAAGUCCCACGUGCUUCAGACCAAAAGAGCGAUGUCAUGGAAGAUGCCGAGUACGAUGAGUUUGUAGACGCGCCCUCAGAGCCAGAAGACGAGGACGCUGAACCUCACGGACGCACAUUCCGCCGAUCCAGCUCCAAAACAUUCAUCACCGCAUCCUCUAUACCUACAGACGGAGAUGGAAAUGAGGGCGAAUCAGACGAAAGACCGCUGCAGGAGCAACAGCAACAACAAGCACAGGCAAGUGGCUUACAUGUUCCUUCAGGCCAAGAGGAGACAGGAUCAAAGUCACUGGGCAAACGCCCACUGUCCAAUGUAGAGAGCCUUGGGAAUCCUACAUCAACCAUCGGAGCAGCUUCUGUGGAUGCAAACUCCACAUCGUCAUUGCUGCGUAACGCUGACAUGAACAAGGCACCGGCUUCCGCUGAUGUCGAUUCGAAACCGCCCGCGAAAGGUAUAAUGGCGAAAGUGAGGAGGAGAUCGGGAAUGAUGUCUUCUUCUUCAGGACAGCUCCAAGAAACAGACCCUGCCACAGGAGAUUUGACACGCAAGAAGUCAAACCUACGGAAUCUCGUAAAGUUUGAUAUUCCAGAAGACUCGAGACGCGCCACACUCCAUCUCAAAGCGAAGAAAGCGCAGAUGACCGUGCAGCGAGCAGGCACCAAGGUGAGACGACAGAAGAUCAAAGAUGGACUUGUUGUCAAGAUGGAGCGCAUGCUUGUGCGAGUCGAUGCCGCCGCAGAGGUUCCAGAGGAUUUCGACGAAAACGUAAACCAAAGGGUCGUGUCCCGUGUCAAAGAAAAGUGGCGCGAGUAUAUGAUCGUCUGCCGCCACAGUCACGUCAAUGAUGCUGAGUUUGUGCUACAGUUCUAUCAGACUCGGGUCAUCCCGGAGAUCGAGCACGCGGGAGCAGGCAAGAAGGCUGCAUACGAAGUUCCGCUGGGUAGGAAGACCUGCAAAGUCAAUCUCUACUCAUCGUUAGACAAGUCAAUGGUCGUGUCCUCACCAGGUUCACGCGAGACCUUGAUCUUCAUCAUGCAAGCUCGGACCGCGUCCAACGCGGUAGAGUGGUAUACCUUCCUCCGAAACGUUCUCGGCUGGCAGCGCGCUUCCGAACUCCAAAUCAAUAUACCAGACAUGAGCUUGAGUAUACGGAUAGCCAACCCAUUCGAGAAGCUGGAGGCGUCGCAAAACAAAGUGCAAACUGCAGAGAAUACGGAGGAGGCUCUACUGAGAACUAUGCAAGAAGAGCAGGCAGUGGCACAAGAACUGAUUAGACGUUGCUUAGAUCAACUACAAGAUACACCAGAGUGGGCGGACGUGCUGGAGUCGUGGAUAAGAGAUCAGCGCAUAGGUCUCGCCUGGAAGCGUUACGACCGCCUUGAAUGGAUACAUGGAGCGAACGAGCGCAAGAUGUACGGCACUAUAGCGAUGCUGAAGUCGCACGAACUGGAACUGAGGCCAAAGACGCACUAUCCUACGACUGCAGUGACAAGAAAAAAGCACAAGACGUUGAUUGAACCGGUUCCUGUCGAAGGCUUCCUUAUCAGACUCACCGGACAGCGCGGACGGGCACAACGACUAGGACUCAUGUACCAUAAGCAGCUCUAUUUCGCUAGCCACGAUCAGUAUCUUGUCUUCUCACGGCCAACAAAGGUCACUCCGCCUCCACCUCCGAGACUACCUGCGUCGGAGAAUGCGAACGUACCGACAGCGCAAGCAAUCAAGGACACAGUACCAGAGAGCUGGGCUGUCAAUCCGUAUGCCACGCAGGAUGGUCAGAUUGAAUGGUUGAUGGAGGGGCACUCAGGCACCACAGAGGCUAGGCGGCUGCACGACGAAGAUGCAGCAGAUGAAGCUGCUCGCAAAGAGCAAAAUCUGCUCAACUGCGACGGCUACAUCGACCUGGCAGACGUUGUAAAAGUCCGCAAAGCCCAACUGGGUGCUAGCCCCGCUGAUCAGGACCUGGAGGAGGGCUCAGAUGUGGACUUUGACGAAGAGGUUGAUGACUCUAUGCGCAACGACGGAGCUACGAACGACCUUGACAUUGAUCGCACUCUCGAACUGGUCAUGAAGAAUGGCCUCAUCAUUCGCCUACAGGCCGCAGACAAAGCUCGUCGAAAAGAGUGGAUACAACAUCUACGCGCUCUCGCCAAGUACUGGAAACACCGUACUGCAUCUGACAUUGCACUCUACAAAGCCACACGUAGUCGCAACCUCAGCGCCCUUAAGAUUGACGAAGAGACAGAAGCACACGUUGGGCAGUUUGCCAGAAAAUGGGAGGUGACUCAAUCAUUCGCCUCACCACAGCUCUACAACAUGUGUGGCAUUGCUUGUUGUCGCAGCAUCCAUAUGAGCGGAAUGCUGUAUCGGAAGCCGCGUAUACAUGCGCCCUUCACACGAUGCAGCGUUCUACUCACCGCCGGUACUCUACUGAUAUUCCGCGAUGUCUUGCGAAGCAGGGUCGGCAAACAAUUGGCGCACAUUCACCACGAGCGCAUAGCAAAUCUCGAUCUCAAGGACUGUUAUAUUUACUCUGGUCUCCUAACAGAGAACGACCUCCUCUACCAGAAUCAGACCUUCGAUGCGAACAAACCAGGUCAUCAUGCCCUUCCACGCAUCUAUCUAGAAGACGGCUGGACGUCUACCGACGAGGAUGUCAUGACUACGUUCGUUAUCUGGCAUGGAAAAGCAAAGAGCUGGUUCCGCGCUGAAGAGGGUGCAGGUGGUGGCGAACAGACUCGCAAAGAAGGCAAGCGGACAAAGUUGAAAAGAGUGGCUAAGCUUGGCAGCAAAGGCCGUAGUGUGGUCUUUAGGGCUCGGUCGCGUGCCGAGCGAGAUCAUUGGGUAUUAGCCAUACAGAAUGAGAUCGAGAGGAUCCAAGGUGAUAAUUCGGACUUCAGACUUGAAGAGAGUGGUGACAAGGGGAUGUCGAACGGUAAUGUUAAUGGGAGUAAUAUAGGUACAUAG
This is a messenger RNA of Alternaria atra, 3384 nucleotides long. RefSeq lists its product as uncharacterized. Gene Ontology annotation, biological process: protein localization to prospore membrane; ascospore-type prospore membrane formation. Bases 1 to 3384 code for a protein of 1127 amino acids. The transcript has 5 exons. Gene Ontology annotation, cellular component: prospore membrane. The record is from RefSeq and is a predicted model, not a curated record. Lineage: Eukaryota; Fungi; Ascomycota; Dothideomycetes; Pleosporales; Pleosporaceae.